Molecule: messenger RNA, 2127 nt
Organism: Uranotaenia lowii
Lineage: Eukaryota; Metazoa; Arthropoda; Insecta; Diptera; Culicidae
Exons: 2
Coding region: 1-2127 (708 amino acids)
Source: RefSeq, a predicted model, not a curated record
AUGCAGCCACCGGACUUAAACGAACAACUCGAACGCUUUUGGCAAGUGGACAAUUUCGACGUCGGAAAAGCGUUAACCGCGGAUGAAAAGGAGGUAGAAACGCACUUCGAAAAAACGUUUUCGCGGAGUAACGACGGCCGGUAUGUGGUUCGAUUACCUCUUCGCGAAGAACUAGUUCCAUUGUUGGGUGACUCAUACAGCACAGCUGUUCGUCGUUUUUUGCUAUUGGAGAAGAGGCUGUCAGCUGAUCAGCAAUUGCGAGAAGAUUACGAGAAGUUUAUGCAGGAGUAUGUGAUGUUGGGCCAUAUGGAAGUGUGCCGUCGCGUCGCGGGCCCGCAGUUCUUUCUUCCGCACCAUGCAGUGCGACGCCCUGAUAAUACCACCACCAAAACACGAGUCGUGUUCGAUGCUAGCUGCAAGGCAUCGGGUCAGCUGUCCCUGGACGACGUUCUCCACACAGGUCCGACGGUACAACCAGCUCUUCUAUCUACAGUUCUCAACUUUCGAAAGCCGAAGUAUGUCUUCACAGCAGACAUAGAAAAAAUGUUUCGCCAAGUAUGGGUACAUCCAGCUGACCGAAAAUAUCAACAGAUCAUUUGGCGAAAAGAUCCCUCCUUACCCCUCCAAGUCUACCAACUCAAGACUGUAACAUACGGUCUAGCCAGUUCACCGUAUCAUGCUGCACGCGUUCUCAACCAGCUUGCCACCGAUUAUCAUCAUGAUUACCCUCUCGCCUCCUCAAUUGUAAAGCAUCGAACGUACGUGGAUGAUACAUUAGCCGGAUAUGAUGAUUUAGCCGAAGCAACCGAAGCCUGUCGUCAACUUGUAGAAAUGCUGAAAAUUGCUGGUUUUACUUUGCGCAAGUGGUGUUCCAAUCAUCCAAAGGUUCUCGAAAAUGUCCCCGAAGAACUUUGGAAUCAUUCGUCGCAGACCGAGAUCGGUCCGUCCUCAACAACAACAAAAACUCUUGGCCUUUUGUGGAACCCCCAAACAGAUACAUUCAGCUUUAAAAUUCCAUCGUUGUGUACCGCCAACCCACUUACGAAACGGGUGGUAGUAUCCGAAAUGUCGCAAUUGUAUGACCCCAUGGGUCUCGUCGGGCCUGUAGUAGUCAGUUGUAAAGUGUUCGUACAACGGCUAUGGGCUGCAAGUGUCGAGUGGGAUGCUCCACUUUCCGAAGACGAUCGCUCCUGGUGGAAUGAAUUUCGUGAUGGUAUACAAGAUCUCCAACAUCUCUCCAUCCCCCGUCGUGUUUUGGCUAACGUCGAUAAUAAGUACACAUUGCAUUGUUUCUGUGAUGCGUCGAAACAUGCCUAUGGAUGCUGUGUGUAUGUGGUAAGCAAGGGAUCAGAUGAUCGCACUCAUAGCCAGCUGUUGAUCGCUCAGUCUCGCGUCGCACCUUUUCGUAAUCUGACCAUUCCGAGACUUGAGCUGUGUGCGGCAGUUCUAGCCAGCCAGAUGAUGGAGAAACUACGGACAACAACAGAAUUCGAUGGACCAACGGUGUUUUGGUCCGACUCAACUGUCGUGCUACACUGGAUUCGUUCUCCACCCCCAGAUUGGAAACCCUUCGUCUCGAAUAGAAUUGCCGAAAUACAGAGGUCAACAAAAAACUCCCAGUGGAGACACAUUCGCACCGAUAUCAACCCAGCUGAUAUCCUUUCUAGAGGGGCAUGGCCCUCCCAGAUUCUCGACAACGAUCUUUGGUGGUAUGGACCAGACUUUCUCGUGGCCGCUCCGGAGUUCUGGCCACCCGUUCUUCCAACCGCCAAUCUCCAGUCUGUGGAACGAGACGAGAUGAACAUUGAAAAGCGUCAACGUUAUACUCCGACUGCUGAAGGUCGUAGCUCCAAAUGGCGGCAGGCGGUCAAAAAUGUCGACGUGGGAAAUCUCGUCCUUCUGCGACACGACAAUCUACCCACGUACCAAUGGAACCUCGGCCGAGUAGACGAAACGAUCAAAGGCGAAGAUGGGCUGGUGCGCGUAGUGCUGGUCCGAACUGCGCGUGGUGUGUUCCGCCGAGUUGUUACCGAAGUCUGCGUGCUGCCGGUCGAUACUGCUGACGGUGACGACAUCGAUGCUGACGAAGCUGGAGACAAAGGAGGUGCUGCUGAUCAAGAAGGUUGA